CUCAUGAUACCGGUUGGUAUUUUCUUCAUCAUCUGGUCGCCGGUCGGCUCCCUGAUGAUUUAAAGGUGUUUCACUGGUUUAUCACCAGAUGCUGGCUCUCACGUGACUUGCGUAGCUCCGAUGUGCUCCACCCACGGAUCUCUGGAUCCUGUCGAACGCAUGAGCUCGGCAACCCAUUAGUUUUCCAUCUCUAGUCUUCAAACACAUGCUGCGUUUUGGAGAUGGCAACUAUAGUGGGGACCUGCCCUUUGUUUCUUUCAUCACGCGUCUUCUAUAUAGGUUGCACUUCGACUUGCGUGACAAGGUAACCCUAAGCAAUGUGCUCGAGGAUUUGCGCCCAAAUCACAUUAUCGUUCGUUUGGAUGCUGAUGUUGGUCGUCGUAAGCUGGUCACUGGCUCAGGGGGAGGAGCUGGUAGUUUUCUUGCCAGUUCAGAGGAAACCUCCCUUGAUCAGGUCCCAGCGCUGGUUCCGGCGUUAAUCAGUGCUGCCGUUUUGGCUAUUGAUGCUGAAGUUUUGAAAAUCAAAACUUCUGGGACAGAUCAAGAUGAUUUGAGCAGAGCCUCGAUUAGGUUGAUGGUGUGCAAAGAACGGCUGGAACUUAUGCAAGCACCUCAAGGAGAUCUGGAGGAUGAGGCUGUGCCUGCUCCAGAGAACUUUGAUCCUAUGUCCUCGGAUUCUAAGAAUGAUGAUGACAUUUCAGACUAUGAGUCUCCACCGAAAUACCCCUUCUAGAUCUAGGAGAGAUGUCCUUAGCUUAGGGGGAGCAGACUUUGUCAAAUAAGUUUAUAGUGUCAGU
Molecule: messenger RNA, 797 nt
Organism: Linum trigynum
Lineage: Eukaryota; Viridiplantae; Streptophyta; Magnoliopsida; Malpighiales; Linaceae
Source: the annotation of a GenBank genome assembly